UGGACUCUGUUUCGAUCAGAAUUAAGAGUAGGACCCAAAAUACGGAAGAAUGGCGUGACAGAGACGUGCAGAUACUAGCGUCAAUUUCAACAUUUAUUCAUAAUUAUUCAGUCGUCAUGAAUUUGCGUCUUUUACACAAGUAAACAGUAAUUUAAAUCAAUUGCCACAAUGGACGAACUGCAAAGUAGAGUGGUACAGGAGGACGCGGUCCACUAUAAGCUCUUUAUGACCCAGCCUGGCGGUUCUACUGAAGAGGAGCAUCUCUUAAGUCUUGUGGAGGAUCUUCUUGCUACAGUGGCGCCUCUCUCAAUGCAGUACAUUUGGCAAAAUCAGUCAUUCAACCUCAAGUAUCACCCGGAAGAAGGAGAUGUUCCGGCUCACAUUGGUGGCAGCACCCAGUUUGGGGACAAUGUGGAAGAUGAAUGGUUUAUUGUUUACCUUCUGAAGAAAAUUACUGAGGUUUAUCCACAGCUUGCAGUGAGAGUGGAGGACAACGACGGGGAAUUUCUUCUAAUUGAAGUAGCAGAUCAUCUCCCUAAGUGGGUAAAUCCGGAUACAAGUGAGAACAGGGUGUUCCUCUACCGGGGUGCAUUGCAUAUCCUGCCCUGUCCCUCGCGUUCCAGUCCAAUCGGGUUCCCAAAAGAUGUGGUCCCCAGUGUUAGGCAAGCUGUGGCGCUGCUCUCCGAGCAGCCGGAAGCCUGCCGGGCCAGCCAUGAGAUUAUUUUGGCCCUGGAUAAGCGUCUAGAUGGAUAUCCCGAGAAGGUUCAAGCCAGCCUGCAUCGUGCCCACUGCUUCAUACCCGCAGGGGUCGCCGUAGUUUUAUCUCAGCGACCCGACCUGGUGGCCCCGGCCGUGUCCGCCUUCUACCUGCGGGACCCCGUGGAUCUCCAGGCGUGCCGGAACUUCAGGAUAUUCCCUCCUGACACGCGAGUCUUGACCUCGGUGACGUUCACCCGCUGCCUCUACGCUCAGCUGCAGCAGCAACAGUUCAAGCCAGACAGGAGGAGCGGCUUCACCUUGCCCGCUCGCUCUCACCCCCAGUUCAAAGCACACGAACUUGGCAUGAAGCUGGCUCACGGCUUUGAGAUCCUGUGCUCCAAGUGCAAGCUGCCAUCUUCAGAAGAUGACGACUCUGUCAGCUGUAACCCUCAGUGGAAAGGAUUCAUGCAGAGUCUAAAGAGGAACGACUACUUCCGGGGGGAGAUGGAGGGUUCGGCACACUACAAACAUCUGAUGAAAUCAGCCGAAAACUUCUUUAAGCAGUCCGUCGCCUCAAAAUCCAGUGGCAUGUCUCCAGGGGAGGAAGUUCUCCAACUGCUGCGCACGUGUCCCAUCGACAUUGAGGAGCUGAGGGAACAAGAGUCACAGCUCCCCCAAGAGGACAGUGACAGCUGGCUAGAUGUCACCGCCCAGGAUCUGGAACGUAUGCUGGAUGAAAGGGGCGGAGCCAGAGCACACGGCAGCACGGCGAGACGGGUUCAGCCCGUCGCGGAUACGGAGGUAGGCGAGGAGAAUGAAGAGGAGGCGGGUUACAGCCUGGUAUCAGUCAGCCAGAAGAUGAAGAGCUUCCUCAACGCCAUGUCGUCACACGAGGGUGCAGAGUUGCCAUGGUCCACUUCAUCUCAACCUUUCAGCUUCGACACAGACUCCAUGACAAGCGCACUGGACCGACUCUUGGGAGGCAAAGAUGAAGAAGAGCUAGAUUCAGAUGAUCUUGAUGAUGACGAGGAGGAGGAGGAUGAGGAUGGAGAAGAAGUUGUGGAGGAGGAAGACGAAGAGAAAGAGAUGAAUGGAAUGGAGGCUUUGGACACACUUCGAGAAUAUAUGGACCAAAUGGACCAGGAGCUGAUGAGCACAAAUAUUGGACAAAGUUUUAAUCAGACGAAUUACAGCAAGACCACGUCAGACAAAAGCUCAGCCCAGCCCCCCGCCACAAAUCUCCUCCCGAGCCAACCGACAGGGGCGACAAUGACCGAGGAGACGGCGGAGAUUCAGCCCCUGGACGUGGACCUCAACUUGGUCACCAACUUGCUGGAGUCCCUCAGCUGCCAGGCCGGGCUGGCCGGGCCUGCAUCCAACCUGCUGCAGAGUCUGGGAAUACGCCUGCCUCCUAACUCCGAUUGCUCAUAAUGGGCAAGAAGUGACGAAAUAUCAACACUUGCUUGCAACUAAAGCAAAAAAAACAGGUAAAUGGUGUUUUAUUGUGAAAGCAUCAUGGAAGGAAGUGUGUAGGAAGUCCUAAAAAAGAUCUAUGUGGAAUAAUUCAAAGUUCACCAGCAUUUGAGUGACUAAAAAUACUUUAUGUAAUGUAAUGUACACACCUUCAUUAAGGCAUUCAGUAACUUUUUACAAUAGCUUGUGUUUUGUGUGAGUGUGGAGAUGAUUGGCAGUAACACAAUAAAUAUUUUUGCAUUA
Messenger RNA from Doryrhamphus excisus (bluestripe pipefish), 2415 nucleotides. It is a transcript of the gene ecd, whose product is annotated as ecdysoneless homolog (Drosophila). Gene Ontology annotation, cellular component: nucleus. The record is from RefSeq and is a predicted model, not a curated record. NCBI's taxonomy places the organism in Eukaryota, Metazoa, Chordata, Actinopteri, Syngnathiformes, Syngnathidae.